Podarcis lilfordi (Lilford's wall lizard) is the source of this 26110-nucleotide messenger RNA. The record is from the annotation of a GenBank genome assembly. NCBI's taxonomy places the organism in Eukaryota, Metazoa, Chordata, Lepidosauria, Squamata, Lacertidae.
GGAAGCCUCAACCGACGCCGGUGGAAGCGCCGGCCUGGUUGCCCCGGCAACGCAGCUGCUGUUUUCGCCGCGGCUGCACCUGAGCCUCCGCGCCUGCGCAGUUCCUCUGCCCUCGACGUCACCCCGGCCCCCUCCCUCUUCUUCCCUCCCUCCCCCCCCCGUCAGGGGGCAGCGCUUGCCCCUCCCUCAGCCUCCCUCCCCCCCUCAGGACCGGAGUGGGGCGGGGGGAGCAGCGGCGGCGGCGGCGGCGGCGGGUGAGUAUGAGAAGCCCCCCCCCCCGACCCCUCACCGCGUUCUUCCCAGCAUGCACCGCCUGGUGGGACUGACUCAACCCGCCCCUCCUUCCCCACGUUCAGUUGGUGGGGGGUCUUGACGCCCCCUCCCCCAUUUGCGUCAGAAGAGGUGGAGGAAAGGGCAGAAGAAGGUCCCCAGCAAGGUGAGCAGCUUCUCCUCCAGGACUCCUCCUGUUAUGGGGCACCUCCCUCCCCUCCAUUGAUCAACCCUUGGGGGGCUGCCAGGGCACACGCAGGAAGGGGCCCUGCUGGCGCCUGCCCUGCCCCUGUUUGCUUACCUGCUUUUAUGCCCAUCACUUGGUCAGCUUGGUCAGGGCACCCACCUUGUGUCCCAGGGCAUUGUGGGAAAUUCAGAAGCACGUCUGGGAGCAGCUCCCCCUUUCCGCUGGCAGCGCCCAUGGAUGGGAAGACUUUCUGGUGCCUCUUCCGCAGUGGGUCAGAGCUCAUUUGCCCUUCUCCCUCCACCAUAUGGAAAGGGUGUAAGGUGGGACGGGGGCAGGAAGUAAGAAUCCGGCCGCAUGUUCUAGCCUCCCCAUUUCCUGGGAAAUAAUGGGCAUCCUCAUACCCAGGUGAGAAGUCCACUGCCCCUCCCCACUGUGGGGUUGGAGAGGACAGUUCUCCCUCAGGUCAAGUGGGGAGCGGGUAUUCUUCCAAGUGGAAAGAUGCAGGUGGGAGAAAGACUCCAGGAACACAUUCAUGUUUCAACCAACCACCUCACCUUGGUAUUCUUGCUCAUACCAGAGAGGGCCAGAGGCAGGGACCAUUUCCUCUCCAUGUAAGUUUGGUGUGAGUAUUCCUGCAAAAAGGAACUUUGGGGGGGAAAGUACCCAUUCACUUAAAUAUCCCAUCCUACCUGGCGAAAUAGAAAUCAUAACACUUGUAUCUCUUUAGUUAGUACAAGUGGAGAGUAGAUGCUCCUCCAAAAAGAAAUGGGAAAAUAAAAAAGACGCUCACAUACCCAUGUAAACCCUGAAUUGAUUGCUUGGGAGUGCCCCCUUUCGUAGAAUUUAGGAGAGAAUGUGCAUGCAAUGGGCCUCCCCAGCAACCCGAAAGAGUUCUUGCAAAGAAGAUUAAUGUAGAGGCAGCCCAUAUUUGGGCUAAAAUGGGACACACUUCAUUUGGGCAUUGGUUUCCCCAGCAAACAAACAAAUAAAUAGGUUUUAUAGAAGUGGAUCGUCCUCCAAGAGGUAUACUGGAAAAAGAGACACAUACACACACUCCCAAAUGUAUUGGACUGAAGACACACUAGAAUUCUUCACAGGGAAAUGUUAUCAUUCUGGCUUAUGGAUGUGUGGAUGAGGUGCCUUGAGGGCCCCCAAAGAAGCCUGCUGGAGUUGUCUUUCUGAGGAGGAUCAAAACACCCCAUCCUGACAGAUGAGGAAAGGUAACCUGCAUAUGGGACAGAUAGAGAUGCCACCAUACUUGAACCUGCUUCACUUUGCUUCAUCCCUGCCGUCGGAUUCUUUUCUACCCCACUCUAGAUUUAAAUCAAGAUUGUGGAGCUGGUGGGAAGAAAAGAGAAAGAUCUGGGCAUUUUCUUCCCUAUAGAGCUAUGGUAGGGUAUCUGUGGUAUUCCAGAUGUUACCGGACUCCCAACUUCCAGCCGCCCCAGCCAGCAUGGCCAACGGCUAGGGAUGAUGGGAGUUGUAGUCCAGUGACAUCUGGAGGGGCACCGGUUAUUCAUCCCUGCUAUAGAAAAAAGCAAGCCCUUGGUCUUUCGGUAUAUUUUUUUUGGGGGGGGGGGGGAGAAAUACCCAGAAGCUUUUGCGCAAGUGUGGGAUCAGGGUAUGCCUUGUGUUUUCCAUCUCUAUGUAAGGGGGAUGGUUGCAGGUUUUCCCUAAACCGGUUAAAGAGUUAUAUUGUGGGUGAGAACAAGGCAGUCUCCCCUCAAAAAUUAGCUCUGGGCAUGAUCUCAAAGGGGAGGGGUUCAAAGCAUCCUAUCCUUGUAAAUGAAUAGGACAGUUGGCUUAUAUAGUGGGGGUGGGUACCUGCGGUCUUCUGGAUGUUCUUGGACUACAGCUCCCAUAAUCCCUGACCAUCAUUGGCUAUGCAGAUGGGGGUUGCUGCGGAUUGACAACCCAGCAGCCUCUCAAAGGCUACUGGUUCCCCAUCCCUGCCAUAUAGCAAAGAGGUGAAGACAACUGGAAAAAAUGAGGCCGCUCACUGUCCCUUCCAUUAGAGAGAGAGAAAUCAGGGCACUCCUUAAAAAAGAGUGACAGUGGGGUUCAUGUACAGUUAAAAAGGCCGCAAGGUCUCUCUCCCCCGCCUUCGCCUUCCCCAAGUCAGGGAACUGAUUCUGCCUUUUCAGUGCCUUGGGCACCUCAGCCUUAUGGGCUGCCUCUUUCCAUCUUGGAUUUUUCUUCAAGGGGAAGGGCCAGUUUGUGCAUCUCUCUUUGAUUAGGCAACAAAGGUGGAUGUUUCCCCUCCUGCCACUUGGUCUCUGCAGUGACUUUGCUUCUUCCCCUGCUCAGCAUUUCAUGGGGGAAUUUGGAUUCCUUUCUGGAGUCUCUUGGGAGCAGUGGCAAGUGGGGAAGAGGGGAGUUGCCUGCUCUGCUGCCCCUCUUUCUCAGAAUGUGUGACCCCACUGGCAAAAGUGCUAGCCUCAUUUAUUUAACUCAGCAUACAUUGGACUCACAUUCCCUCUAUCCCUGCAGCAAUCCUGUUCCGUGGGAACUGUCCUUUAUCAAGGGUGCUGGGAAUUGUAGCUAUGUGAGGGGUAAACUACAGUUCCCAGGAUUCUUUGGGGGUGGGUGCUUUAAUUGUAUGGAGUUUACACAGCCGCCUAACCGCGUCCAAUGUGAAGUGUUAUCCCCACCCCCUUUGCCAGCUCUGGUCCCAGUGUUGUAUUUUGUCUGGAAUAUAUAAAUACCCUGGAGCUGUUGGAUUUCAGGAGAGAGUUGGCUUUGGUCUGGUUUCCCUUUCAGCUUAAGGAGAGGAAGGAUUCUGAAGGGCAGCGCUGGGUUUGAGCUGCGGGUGGGGAGGGGAAGAGGUGACCUUAUCGCCAUCAUCAUCUCUCGUUGCAGCAGUCGCAUAGCAGUCACAUCGCGUGGACAAGCAGAGGGGAAAGAUGGGAGUAUUGUGGCAUGUGUGGGAAGGAGGGCUUGGAUCUGGGCGCAAGCCCGUCUGGCUGUCCUGUCCUUUGUGGAAAUGCUAACAAGGCAAGGCAAGGCACGCUUCUCCCCGGAAAUGGAGUUCCUCCCAGCUACCGGGCUGGCUGGCCGUGGUCUGCAUAUUUCUUCGGCUUAAGCCCAAGGUGGGACAUAAGGGUGGGUGGGUUUUAGUUUUUGCUAAUCACUGGAGCUGACGCUGGCUGGGAAAUGUGAAAUUUAUUAAUGUAUGUUGCUAAGUUGUAGCAGUGCGUUUGGAAAUGUAACCUAAGACGGAAGUAGAGAGGCGCUUUGGCAUCUCUGUGGGGGGGGGGGGGGGCGUUGUAAGACUGCCGUCCGCAUUGCAGGUUCAUAAGAGAUCCAGGAGACUUUCCUGCUUUGGGGGAUGUGGAAUGCUUGAACAAAAGGUAUUUCUCUCUCCAUUCUUAAGUAGCAGUAAUUAACCAUCUUAAUACUGUAUUGCUGUUGCUGGCUUUCAAACUGGACUUGCAACAAUCCCUCCCUUUUCUUAAGUGUUUCUUCUUUUGACUAUAAAUAAAUCAUGAUUAUUCUGAGAUUGAUUGUGUGAGAGUCUUAGUUUGUAGGGGAACUUGUCUAUUUUUGAUUAACAGAAAUAUUUGGUUUUCCUUCCUCAUCUAAAUUAGUUUAAUUUAGUUGACUUUUUGAAUCACCUUAGCCAAAUUAUCUCACUUACUGAUUAAAUCAGUUGCAGCAUGUGCCUCACACACAUACCCCACCUGUAUUUUGUAGAAUUUGAAGUCUGACCACAAUCUUUGUUACUAUAUGUUUUCAACUUAAAAGGUGGGGCAGCCAUUUCUGAGGAAGGGGUUGCCUUUGUAAAAGAAUUGGUAAAAUUAAUAUAUUAGACAUUAGCAAUAAUACUUGGCCAUCUUCCUAAUAAUUUUUGCAUCUGCUAUCCAGUUUUAGAUUUUAUACAAAAAUUGCUAUAACAUAUAAAUAACUGCUAGUUUGUAAAGUCUGAGUACAAAUUUUGAUUAGUAGUUGAUUUAUUUUCAAGGCCAUUGCUUUUUAAUUGGUCCAGUUGAGCUCUACCUAUGUAAAAUAGAAAAUUGCUACUGUUAAGAAGUAAUGAAUGGGACAGAAUCCCUUGUGAUUAGAUGGGCAGGAACAAUGGGCACCCCCCCCCCCAAACUUCAUUCUUGUCAGCUGGCAGGUAAUUGGAAUCUGUUUACCUCUGAAGACUGUGGAAAUGGCAUAAAGCUUUAGAAUAGCAGAAGAACGGAAACUUUCUUCUGGGUUUGGUACAGAUGACACUUGUAGUCUGUCGUUCCUUUUAUUUUAGAUGAUUGAAGUACUCAAAGUUGCUGAAAGUUAAGAAAUGGCGUUAAGAGCGACAUUUAACUUUAAAGACUGAUUUGUAAGUUAAUGCUGGUGCAGCCUACUGUAGUAAUUAACUUAUUAGUAUUUGUUAUAUAGCCAGUUUUUAAUGGUGGAGGACAUUACUUGUUUGCUUGCCGUCAGUGAUUAACAAAGUGUGUGUGUGUGUGUGUGUGCAUUUUGUAAGACAAGGGACAAAUGGCUAGUUCACUAAGUUUGAUGUUCAUGGGGGCAUUGGACUCUAUUGGCUUGGAAAGAGUCUGUCAUAAUUACUGUGUAGAUGAUUGUGGUGUCAGCUUUUAAUAAUUUUAAAAAGAGGUAAAGAUUUUUGGAAUUAUCUGAGACUAAACUUUGAUGGCAUGUUCCUUUUGCAGGCAUUCCCUCUCUCCCCUUUACUGCAGUGCACAGCAGAGCCAUCCUAUUGCAGCAACACCCCUGCUGUGUCUCACAAGCAUCUCCACCUUUUCAGAACUUGGCUGGAAUAUUUUUCCAACUGAAUUCUUUCUCAGGCUGCUUCUGCUACAUCACUGUAAAAAAAAUGGUGCUGCUUGGGUGAGGCGAAGCAAGACAGGUUGUCCUCUGUCUGUAAAAGAGAAGUAUCCUUCUCUCUUUGCCCUCAAAGCUGUACAACUAGAACUUGUUGAUUCGGCUGUGCAGAUGGUGGUCUGCUAAAGAAACUUUAAAGCAACCUCAAUCCUUGCCUGCUUCUUACAUCUUUGUUUCAAAAUUAAUGUAAAACAAACAACUUAGUAGUGAUUAUAUUUUUAUCUGCACAGAUAAAAAUGGUUCACACUCAUUCUUCUGUAAUCUACUUGUCUUCGAUUCCCAUGAACACAAGCUUUUGUGAUUUUAAAAUAAGGAAUAAGUUUCUAGUCCUGACUAUUGAAGUGGUGAAUUUCUAAUGCUGAAGAAAGUUGUCCACCUCAGCUGGAGAAUAAAUUGAUUAAGGCAGAGUAAUGUAGCCCUGGUGGCUUCAUGGGUUUCUCUCUGCUGGGUUGUUGGGUUGCCUGUAGUGGGAUCUGGCAUUUGCCAAGGCCUUGCCCGCACUAUGCUGUCAGCAAGUGGCAGGUUGCCAUUCCGCCUUAGCAGCAGAAUGCUUGCCUGCUUUGGGGAUAUGGAUGGAAGUGUAGUGCUUGCAUCGUGAUGGGAAGAGGUGCGGGGCCAGUGACUUACUUCUUUGUGAAAAAGGUAUGUUGGGCUAGAUGGAUCCUUGAUCUGAUGAAGUAUAGAUUAAGAGGUUUUAAAAAUGUAAUGCACAAAGAUCUGUUCUGCUUGCAUGGCAUGACCAGAGUGUGUUUCUGCAAAAGUGUGGAAGAAGCCCUUAUGCUGCAGGGAGACAAUAACUUUUAAGAGUUGAAAGUGCUAUGUCCAGAUGUCUGCCGCUGCUUCCACGGUGUACACACUCCACUCUUUCAUUCUCUUGAACAAACGGGUCUUGCAAGAUGGAAUCAGAAUUCAAAAUGACCUUGACAGAUUGGAGAAAUGGGCGCAAGCUAACAAAAUGAAUUUCAAUAGGGACAAAUGUAAGGUUCUGCACUUGAGGAAGAACCAGAUGCACAAAGAUAGGCAGGGGGACACCUGGCUUACUAGCAGUACAUGUAAAAAAAAAUCUAGGGGUCCUUGGUGGACCACAAGCUUAACAUGCGCUAACGCUCUUCUAGGCUGCAUCAACAGAAGUAUUCUGCCUUGCUCAGACCACACCUGGAAUACUGUGACCAGUUGUGGACACUGCAAUUUAAGAAGGAUGUUGAAAAACUAGGAAGUGUGCAGAGAAUGGCAACCAAGAUGAUAAAGGAUCUGGAAACCAAGCCUUUACGAAAAUGCUUGAAGGAGCUGGGUAUGUUUAGCCUGGAGAAGAGGAGAUUGAGAGGAGAGAGCUGUCUUCAAAUGUCUUAAGGGCUGUUACAUGUAAGAGGGAGCAUGCUUGUUUUCUCCUGCUCUUGAGGGUAGGACUCAAGGCAAUGGCUUCAAGUUACAAGAAAGGAGUUUCCGACUAAACAUUCGGAAAAACUUUCUGACAGUGAGAGCUGUUCGGCAGUGGAGCAGACUCCCAUGGGAGAUGGUGGACUCUCCUUCCUUGGAGGUUUUUAAGCAGAGGGUGGAUGGCCAUCUGUCGGGGAUGCUUUAGCUGAGAGUCCUGCAUUGCAGGGGGUUGGACUAGAUGACCAUUGGGUCCUUUCCAACUCUAAGAUUGUAUGAUUCUAAGCUCUUGGAGCGCUGUUAGAAUUUGCAAAUUGUGGUGAUAGGAAGGUGAGUGUGGCUUGCUUACCAUGGGCAACUAUGGUCCUCUCCUCUCACCUCAGCUUCAUGAAAAAUGCUGCCCAUCUCCAGCCUCAGAUAACUUCCCACCCAGGAAGGGUGGAAGUAUGUUAAUUUCAGGGCUUUGAGAUUGCAGCCCAAGAUGUCCCUAAAUUAUCCAAGAUUCAUUGAUAGUAUACAGAGUGUGUUGCUUCAGUUCUUCCAUAUCUUCAGCACUAAUAACCACUUUUAGGAAAGUGGUGUUUUUUUUAAAUGUCAGCACACACCACUGGGAGGUGCAGCUGUCCCGUCCCCCGGUCCCCAGAUUGUGCCUCAGUAUCUGUAUAAGCAUUUGCAGGCUCCACUUGCUACCAUUCCCACCCACCCAUGUUUGUAUUUUAGGAAAAGAUAACAGCACUAAAGGCUGCCAGAAGCAACCUCUCUGACACCAGUAACACCCCAAGUUUUGAUGUGAGUUGAUAUGGAGGCAGGAUGGAGAGAUUCAGCAUUCAGAAGUCCCACAGCAUACUAGAAGUAUCUUUGUAUUUAAUAUGCAUGGGUGUUUCAUGUUGCUGCCAUCAGCUCGGGGUUACUUUAGGCAGGAAGGGGAAUCUCACCUUUCCUCCUUCUGCUGGAGUGCUGAGGAUAAUCCUACCAGAUGCUGCUAUGUUUGUUUUUGGAGGGUGGGGAAUCCCUCAUUAGCACCAGUAGAGGAUCCCCUCCUCCCCCCAAAAAACAACACCUAAAUACCAACAUUACAAGAGGGUUAUUCCUCAGGAUUGCAGCAGGGGAGGAAAAGGUUAAAUCCCCCCAUGCGUGAUCCCAUUAAUUGCCUUCCAAGUUCAUGAUGAUAUUUGCAUUUUUUAAAAAAACAAAAACCCUGCAUAUUAAGUGAAAAGACGUAUUUAACCUCCCUCUACUAGGAGUGUCAGAGCUUCAGAAAUGACAGACACACAUUUUUUCUGAGUGUAAACAGAAUCCUUGCAACAGAACAGCUGGUUCAAACAGUCCCCCCCCCCCCGAAAAUGUCUCACAGUGAGAGCAUCCCUCUCAUAGAAUCUGCAAAGCACCCACUUAACAGUAAUUUCUACUGGAGAGGCUGUUUGAAGUGGGCUAAAAAUAGACACUUUAAAAAAUUCAGCCACUCAGGGCUGCUUGCAAGCACAAGCAGAGGGUGGGGCAGUUUGCCGCAUCUCUGAAGCCAGUAGACUACAGCCAUCCAAGAUUAAAUUUUCAGAAGUGUUUUUGCAGAUGAGUAUAGACUGCUGGGUACCUUUCAGAUGUGGUUUUGGUGAUAACAUAUUUUGAGUGCAUAUGGAUGUAUACCUUUUAACUUUUCAGUUUCCAGCUGCUCAGAAGAGACUGCUGUAAAUUUGCCAUUUUUUGUUCUGCCCAGAAAAUUGGGAGAGUAGGGAGGGAUAAUAGUACAAGCUAUGCAGAAUGAGGUGGUAGAAUUUUGGAUUGUGCUACUUUAGGCUGCUUUAGGUGAGGUAGUCUCAUUUUUAUUAAUGUGUUGUUAAAAACAUAUAUUUGCAUGCAAUUAGUGAAAACUAGCAUGUUGAAGAGUUGGCCUUGAAGAGUGGGCCAUGCUAAGCCUUUUCCCCGGUGGACUGAUUCUAGUUCAGCCUUUGCUACCCUGGUGACACCAGAUGUUUUGGACUACAACCCUAGCCAGCACACCCACAUUUACUGCAUUUACUGCAUAUACAUUUACUUUGCGGGUGGUGCUGGGGGUUAAACCACAGAGCCUAGGGCUUGCCGAUCAGAAGCUCGGCGGUUCGAAUCCCUACGACGGGGUGAGCUCCCGUUGCUCGGUCCCUGCUCCUGCCAACCUAGCAGUUUGAAAGCACGUCAAAGUGCAAGUACGAUAGAUAAAUAGGUACCGCUCCAGCGGGAAGGUAAACGGCGUUUCCGUGCGCUGCUCUGGAUCGCCAGAAGCGGCUUAGUCCUGGCCACGUGACCUGAUAGCUGUACGCCGGCUCCCUCGUCCAGUAAAGCAAAAUGAGCGCCGCAACCCCAGAGUUGUCCGCGACUGGACCUGAUGGGGUUAACCUUAACCUUUACUUCCUCCCAGUAACUCCAUGUUCUCUCAGUUUUUUAGAAUGACAACACAGGACAAGCCCCCUGUAGGAAGUGGUUUGCAUUUAUGCAGGGAGGGGCGUGUUGAUUAAAAAAUCAGACACAAGACCCAUUUGCCUUUCAAAGUGGCACAGCUGCAAAUUUCACCAUGUUCUUCCACAUAAUCUAUAAAAUGUUUCUGAGGGAGCAUGGGGUGGUAGGAGAAGAGUAUGAGACUUGUGGAUGCUGAUGUGGCCAACCAUGUGUCUUCAGUCUCUUCCCCUCCCAUCUCCUGUCUCUGCACACUUUUUUGAUGUCUGGCUGCCAGUAUGUGAGCCCUGUGUGCAGUUGACAGCAGGUGGUGGUGAUAGGAACCUGAGGUGGUAGAUUGACUUUAGAUAGAGAAGCCUUCAGAAGUGGAUUUCCCUAAGGAUUAAAACAAACAAACCACCCACCCCUUGGCAAGUAGAAAUAUAGCACAACAGAGGGAGAGAGGGGGAGGGAGAGAGGGAGAUGGAUUAGAACAUUUCUCCCUGAUGUACUAGUUUUCCAUUUGCAGAUGUUUGGGGAGAGCAUAGAAUGCUCACUGAAGUGGUACAAUCCACUCUGUCCCCUCAUGAUUGUUCUACAUCGUUCUGCUUCAUGUGCAGACCAACCCUCCCUCCUUCCCGCUAGCACCCUGUUGGCUGUUGCACCUCUGUGCAUCCAUUGUUGCGCAGGGAUGGGAGACCUCCAGAUGUGGUUGGGCUGCAGCUCCUCAUCAGUCCAGGCAGCAUGGCCAGUUGCUGGGAUCUGUAGUCCAUCAACAUCUGGAGGCCACAGAUUCCCCCACCUUUGUUGUGAAGGAAACAACAUGGCCUGGAGCUUUGGACAGCCCCAACAAUUAUAAGAUGCAAGGCACAAAGCGGCAACAGCCCUUGGGCUCCACCCAGAUGGAGUAAUUUCAUUGCAUUAGGUCACAUGAAGGUGUUUCUGUUGUCCUGGGCCUUGGCACCUGGUUGUCUUUCUAAGAUGGCUGUUGCAACAUUGGCUCUCAGGUAUGAGCUAUAUUAAACUGCACCUAUCAUUGUUGGCUCAACAACCCAACGCCCUCCAGUUCUAGCUGGACUUCUAGCACCCCUGACUUUUGGCCAUGCAGGCUGAAUCUGAUCAGAGUUGGAGUCAAAUAACAUGGAAAGGGCCAGUGGUCAGCCACACCUGGCCCUGUGACAAUCUUCCCUCCCUGAUUUAAAGUAAAUUGCAUCAGUUUUCCAGAAAGCAUCUUGGGGGAAAUUAGAAAAGCAUCCCUAUUGCUUAUCUCUGCUCAUUUCCUGAGUGCAUUGGGGCGUUCCUCUUGAUAGCCUUUGAGACUUUCUCCUCUUAAUUGUUCUUCCGUUGCUGCUCCAUCAGAGACUUGCCACAGUACCUAAAAAUAACUCCACAGUGAUAUUAAGACCUGAGACAUUCAGAGGUCGACUGAAAGGAGACUACAGCAUUCUGUCUGGGAGAUUGGGGUGGUGGUGGGGAAUGUACACUUCAUAAAACAUGUCAUAUGCCUUUAAAAAUAGAAAAUAUUUAGAGGCUUUUUAUAUUCUUCUGAAAAGAACAUGAGCUCACUGAGCUUCUUAAAGGGCUGGUUCCAUAUUUUUCUGGAAACUACCUGUGCCUUUUGGUUGUGAACUCAACCAGUAAGAAUACAUUACAGUGCUGGCAGAGGACACAUUUUUAAGUGUCUGGGCACCAGGAUCUAAUUUUUAGUUGCUUUGGUGACUAGAGGCCUUGGAUGUUCAUGCUCUACUAAUUUUAUUUUAAAAACUAAAAACAGCUUUAUUUGGCAUUACCUAUGACAUAUGCCUUUGUUUUGCUGACUGGUGGGAAUCAUGCCCUUCACCCAGUUGUGGAUGGUUGGUGGAUUGAGAGGAGGAUCUCCCAGGGGAAGAAACUGGUGGAAGAAAGGAAAGCUCCCAGGUGAGAGCUAGCAGGGUGGGGACCAGCCCUCUCCGUGUGAGACAAGGGUUCAGAGCUGCCUUUGGAAGAGGACUCUGCACUUUCUUCUCUCUCUCUCUGUUUUUGUUUAGAUUAGUUCCUUUUAUCUUACAGUAUUAUGAAAAAGCUGUAAUCAAAUCUUAUUAAAAGGACUCAUGCCCCCUUCACCCAGCCCUGCUUUAAAAACCAGCAUUACUCCUUUUCAUUUAUUGCCCUAUUUAUUGCUGCUCUACUUAGUACUUAACCAUGGUUUCCACAAAGCAAUUCUGGAGACAGUUCCUGUUCUUGUUUUAUUUUUAUUAUUUUUCCCUUUAGCAUGUUUAGUGUUAUUGUAUUAUGAUUUACUGGUGCUGUUGUCCUUUUAAAAUCAUAGUAAUAAAAGGUAUUUUUUAAAAAAUAAUAAAUCUCAAAAUCUUUUAAAACAUCCUUCUUGGGUGGCACUGAGUUAUCAGUGGAACGCUGAAACUGGUGCCACAACUGUGUUUGCAUGCUUGCAUUUUUUAAUAGUUUGUUUAGUUCAGGAGUUCCAAAAAUGACACAACUAGAACUUUUUUGCAGUACUUGGAAAAAACCAAAACCGUGCCAUAGCACCUGCCAUUAUUCCCCCCACCCACUUUCCUCACAGGUGCCCAGAUAUGGAAGCUCAGUGGCAGAGAAUAUGCUUCACUUGAAAAAGGUCUCCGGUUCAAUCCCCGGUGUGCCCAGCCAGGGCUGGAAAAGACUCCUACCUGAACCCUGCAGAGCCACUGAGUGGACAGUACUGAACUAGUUGGACCCAGGGGUCCGAGGCAGGUUUCCUAUGUAACUAACCUGGUUCCCAUUGUUGCAAGGGGCCUUAUGUUUUCUUCUGCCGCCUCUUUCUUCCCUUUUCUUGUAGGAGAUGGCAUGAAAUCUGUAAGGGCAUGCAAAUGUUGCAGUGCAGAGCACUACUGCUCAGGUUUCCAACCAGCCAGGCAUGCCUGUUCCAAGAAAACUCAGUUUCUGGAUCCCCCCCCCCUCAGUUGUUGUUUGGGGAGGGAAUACCUGUGCAGACCUUGGGGUUUCCCCAAGCCUGCUGAUGCCAGACACACUUUUGUGUGUGUAUGGGGAUGGUGACGGUUACAUAAGGACCCACACUCUGAGAAGUGGGUAGCCUAAGUGGUCCCCUCAGGUGUUUUGGACCACAGUUCCCCAAAUCCCUGGCCAUUGGCCAUGAUGACCAGGGGUGAUGGAAGUUUGGUCCAUGACAUUGGAGAGCACCAACCUUGGCUGCCCGUGAUACAGGAUUUUGGUGGUGGCUAGUGAUGAAUGCUUUUGUUGAAAUAUAAUAGAAAUAUAGAGUUUAAAUCCGUGGUUCCCAAACCACCCCCUCCCAAGGGCCACUUGAAAAUUGCUAAUAAUUAUUAAGUGGACCACUUAAUAAUAAUUCUGCCUAUUGUAGAAAGUGUAAUGCUGUAUGAUUUUCAGCUGCAUUUUUACAGACAUGCCGCGGACCACCUGAAUGAAGCUUGUGACCACUGGUAGUCUGCAAAACUCAGUUUGGCAAACCCUGCUCUAAAUAACUCAGUUAAUCCCUGUUUUUAAAGGUUUGUUUUUUACCGUGCAAGUUCAUUGUAAUGGAUGGAGCGUGUUACCUGCUUCUGGGCUGCCUUUGUUCUUUAGGUGAGUUCUGCUGUAUAGAGAAGGCAUGCAGAACCUCUUUUCUGCCUGAUAGCUGUAUUCCCUUGUAGGAAACCUUCCAGGGGUUGCAUGCCUAUGCUGGGAAGGACCAGAGGCAAACGUGGCUGGGGUAGUAGAUGCAAUUCUUACUUCUGUGCAGCAGGCUGCAUUCUAGCCAUGCAAGAGGCAGAAAGUCCUACAUGCCCACAGCAUGCUCACCUCUCCAGUCUUCUUCCAGGCAGCAAGUGGUGUUAUCCUUGUUCUAAGAACACAUUCCAGGAAGGCAAAAGCACUUAGGAAAGUGUGGAGCCGGGUCAGUGAAAGCUGUAGCUGGAGGUGGGGUGUGGCCAUUGAGAAGAAACCUAAGAGCUGGACAGAGAGGCCUGGGGGUGGUACUUGGACCCUGGGCCAAAGGUUCCCCUCCCCUAGUUUAGAGAGAUGGUGUGGGGAAGAGGAGAGGAAGAGAGAAAAAGAGAGGAAAGGUUUGUUCUUUGUACAGUGUAGAGUUCAAAGUCAGCCUUAGGUUAAACCACUGCUUUUUUUUUGCCCUUUUUAGUGUUGGUACUCAUAAAAGUGCCGUGGGUGCCAGCACAAAAUGGCUUCCAUGUGCAGAAAGAAAGAAAAAAGAGGUUCCAGUGAGUUCUGGAAGGCUACUGAACAAGCCUUUUCCAAAGGCCGCCUUUCUCCCUCUAGAACAAGCAGAGGCGUAGCAAGGUCAGGUGGUACCCAGUGCGGAAUUUUUUUUGUCACCCCCCCCACACAAGUUGGGAGUGGUGGGUGGGCGACAUGGCUCUUGGGCAGCUGGAAGGAGCCCCGCCCACCUGCCACUUCCCUUCCGGUCACCAGGCGACCGACAACACAUCAGGGGGCCUGUCCUCCGCCUCCUUGCUCUCCUUUUUCGUGUGCCGUGAAGGACUCUCCAGUGCAGCCAGCAGGUAGAGCCCCUUCUUGCCGGGGGGGCUGCCCCUUUUCGACUCCCCUGCGCCCGGGAGAGCCCUCCUCCACCCCCCCAAGCCCACCGGGAACGUGGCCAAGAGGCCGCUCAAACUUUCGGUUCCUAACUUAGCAGAGGAAGAUUUUCCUCCACCUUUGAAAGGGGGGCGUCGGCAGCUUCCUGGCCUCUCUUGAUUCCUCUGAGCAGCCAAUGCCAAUGCCCCCUGGUUCAACGGCUCAAUGGUGGGGGGCUAUGUGCAUGGAGCAAGGGAGGGUCAGUCGGGCUCCGCGGGGCAUCUGCUUCGCUCUUGGCCGGCCUCCAGCGCCCUUCUUCUCCUUCCUCCUCCAGGGCUCAGGAUGCCUUACAAGCACCAGGGGUGCAGCCAGACGGGAGAGGAUGUGCAGCCCCCGGGAGGGACGCCAGGGGGAGCCCGGGGAGCACACCAAAUGUCCCUCCCGAGCGCACCGCCCUCAGACAGAGAACUCCCAAGCCUCCCCCGAGCUGUCAAAACGAAGGGGGGAGGCCGCCCUCAAAGCGGCACAGCUCCCCCCUUCCCCCGACAACUCAGGGUAGGCUUGAGUGUCAUGGGUGUCACGCCAAAUGUCACCCCCCUCAGUGAUGACACCCGGGGCGGUCCGCCUCCACCGCACCCCCCUUCCUACACCUCUGAGAACAAGGUGCUCCAACCUUUCAUACCAAGUAGGCCACAAGAGUACUUUGACAUGGAACCCAUGGGCUGGACACUGCUUUGUGGGGGGGGGGGAUAAAGUCCAAAAUUUGACAGACACACACACACACACACACACACACACACACACACACCCCAGCCCUCAUGCUGCCUUCUUAAAACCUGGUAAGCACUUGCCCGGCUUCAGGAAAAAGAUCGGAGAGCUCUGCCAGGGUAGAUGGUUGUUUUGUAUAAUCCUGAUGGUCUCUGUGGAGCUGGACCUGCACAAGUUGUUAUUUCCUAAGCAGCUGAUAAAUUUAUAAUCCAUUUUAGCAGGGGGGUGGGGGUCUUUGCUUGCCAGGAGAUACUGUCAUUAAGGCACCUGCCAAAGGAUCUCAGAUGUUGAAGUUGUAGAUCUGCCCUGUAGAACCUCUUCCUUGUCUGUUUUCAGUACUGUGAGAGGGGCAUUUGCUUAAUUAAUCAAAGAAGAAUUGGAAGUAGCAGAGGAUUUUGGAGGCUCUUCAAAGGGGUGGCGGGUCGGUAGGUAGGUCGGUAGGUAGAUAUUGUGCGUUGUGGUGGUCCAUUAGCAAGGUUGUUCUGACUUUUCAGCCAGCAAUAUCAAGGUGUGACUAUAUAGCACUGGAACGCCUGGGUUUUUUAUAAAAAAAAUCUCAGAUAAAAUGAAAUAAUUUGGUUUGUUUUUGUUGCAGAUCACUGCUCCAAGAAUGCAGUCGCCAAGAGUGUGAUGGGGCCGUAGCUCAGUGAUAAGAGUGCAUGCUUUGCCUGCCAAAGGUUCUGUCUCUCCAGCUAAAAGGGUCUUACGUAUCGGGGCUGAAAGGGAGAGCCCUCAGUGAGGCCCACGAGAGCUGCUGCUAGUAGGGCAGAUUGCCCAAAGGGUUUCAUUUGGCCAAAGGUAGCUUCAGAUGUCGGUACAUUCAGAUUUACGACUGAUUCAGACAUCGGACACCUCAGGUUGUAUCCAAUGUAGUGCUAAGUUAAAGUCACUUACUGGUGUAACUUGUUCCAGUGACAAAAUGUUUUGUGCCGGCCGAAGAUUGCUGGCAACGAGUUUCCGCUAGUUCAGCUGCUGUGUUGGAUUCCUCUGUUGUGCAACAUUAAAACUUACCUGCCUCCUAGCAUAAGCACCCUUGCACUAGCAGACAGAGAACUUUGGCUACAGCCCCUCACGUGGACCACCAACAAAGGCUGGUGCCUGGAGACUCGAAUGUCAAAUGCUCUGAGUGCCACAGGGUGGAGGCGUGUUUCAUUUAAUUCAUUCACUUGCUGUGUUUGUAUGCUGUCUUUUGCCCAAAGAGCUUAAGGCAACAUAAGUACCCCGGCCGUCUUUUAUCAUCACAGCAGUCUUGUGAAGGUGAGAUGGACUGAGAGGCAGUGCCUGGCCAGUGAACUUCAUGUCCGAGCAUUUGUGUGUAUGCGUGUAGGUGUGACAUUUGCCUGUACUUUUAGGUGGCUUCAAACUACCAUUUGAUAAAGUACUUCAAGAUAAAGCCAGUCUCUUUAAGCUAAAACUGGCUAGCAAUGUUUGGUGAUGCUUUUCAGCAGUUAAUUGUGGUUUAGCUUCUAGUAUUCCACUAAGGGAGGAAACAUAUUCCUUUCAUAGACCAGCUGCUGGGCAACCAGAGUCACCCCGCCCCCCAAGCUGGAAAUGUCCCCUUUCACUGCUUUUGGACUCUGGCACUGGACUCUCUUUCGCCUGGGCUGGUAAUGCUUCAUUGGUAGAGCAGAUAUUUCACAUAGCGGUGAAGGUCGGGAAUCUUGGAAAUGGCCCUCCCCCUCCCUCCCUCCCUGGCACACAGACCUCCAUGGCAGGAGUAGAGAGGCUGCCUCCUGACUAAUCUGAGGCUCUUUUCUGCUUAACCUCUCGUCAGCUCAAGCCAACUCAGGGAGUUGUAGUCCAAGACAGCUGAAUGGUGGCAGUUUAGGGAGCGCUGAGGCACACCCAGGUGUGUGGAAUGCUUCCGCCUGCACCAGUCCCUCCACCUGCCCUCCACCGGUUGCCAGGGCUUUGGUGUCUCCAUAAGUGAGCAUCAACACGCCUUGUUUGUUGGAGGGACGACAACAGCAGACUUCCCAUGCUCCCAGGUGUGCUGCAGCAGCACUCAGUCCUGGGUACAGGAAGCUGCUGUCUGGUCUUGUCUUUGGAAGAUCCCUGGAACUGUGUGUCUGCUCUUGUGAAGGUGUUGUCUGCAGCAGCAUCCGGCAGUUGCCUCCUUUCUCCAGAUUCCAUGAGUGAUUCUUUGCUAGUGAGCUGCGAGCUUUAACAAUUCCAGUUUUUUGCCCUGUAACUUCAGGCUCCCACCUCCUAUCUCCAUCAGGUGUCGUCGGCAACGAAACAGUAAAUGCAAAUGUUUACAUAGAGUAACCAGAAUAAGACUUGUUGGCUGAAUGUUUCCAGGAGCAUCAACUACUUUGUGCAUGCUGGCAUAUACUGGAAAUGCUACAGAGCUAAUGGAUGGGGCCCCCAUUUAGUUUUUUGUAUUUCAGUGGGAACAUGUUUUAAAUUAAUAAUGUGUGACUUGCAGAAAACAAAAUCUCCCACUUGCACUGCUUGUUGGUAAGCCUCUCCCCUGCCCCACCCCCACCUGCUUUCAGAGUGCAAAGGGCUUGCUGCGAGAUGAUUGGCUGGGUGAGUCGUACCAUGCCUAGGAAGGGAGCACCAUUUCCCCGCUAUGUCACCCACUCAGUGGGAAUUCAGCAAGCACUUAAGGAAUCUGAGAUGCAGUAAAGCUUUUAGCUGUGCAGACAAGGCUGGCUCAUUGGAGAGAGAUAAUGUAGCUAAGAAAUAUUGACAGCGUUAGUGAAGGAUGGGCCUUGAGGCCAUGAACAAAAUGGAAUGGGCUGUUUAUAAAGGGCCCCCCUGGGUUUUAGCCAAGGAUAUGCUGCUUCAAAGCAAGUCAGAGAUGGCACUGCUGUACUCUACACCAUGUCUCCAUUGCUGCUUUUUAAUUUUGCUUUUUUGAAGUCUGGAUGCAUACAGCUUGGGCAAGUUAAUGUGUUCUUUGACAGAGACUGCUUGAUAGGUUUGGGGAGUUGAGCCUUACGCACAAAACUAAGAGAGAGUGGGUUGCCUUCAGGGCUGUGAAGCUAUAAAAGAAAUGGGAAAACAAGGACUGUCUGUGGGUUCCCAUUAUUUACCAAUGCUUUGCAAAAUUGCCUGGGCACAGUUUCAUGGUAGCAGUAACCCUCAACCCAACUAGUUAAUUGAGGUUGUUCAAUUCACAGCCGUGCUUUUGUGAUUCUAAGGCAGUUGCAGAAAUCAAGAGUCCCACCAGAACACUUGUGAGCCGUGCCUCUCCCUUGCGAAAAGAUCUUUACUGGAGACCCUCUCUUGGUUUAGAAUUGUUUACAAAACUUAAUCCUGAUCCAGGAUCCUUCUGCUGCAAAUUGCAUGAAAGCUCCAUUGUUUUGUGGAACAAGCUUCUGCACAAACCUGCUCUUCUAUUUCUGCAAGGAUGCUCUGUUUUUUGGGGAGAUCUCCAACUCCCCCUCUCCUGACCUUUAAUCUAUCAAGGACACACAUGCUACCAGAACUACAAAAGUUAACUCAGACCUUUGAGUGGUCCAAGUGGCAAUGUGAAGUCUUUUAAAAAGUGAGGUUCUUCAUUCAAGAAAAAGCACUAAAGCAGGCAUGUCCAACAGGUAGAUCGUGAUCUACUGGUAGAUCACUGGACAUCUGCUGUAGAUCACUGGUGGAUCAUUGGCUCCCCACAAAGAAGCUGAACAACUGUGGCUUCCCUAAAUAAAGCUCAACAUUUUACCUCCUCCUUGGAAAAAACAACUUUGACCCAAACCCCAAAAAAGGGGGUAGAUCACUGCCAGUUUUUAACUCUGUGAGUAGAUCACAGUCUCCUGGGAGUUGGCCACCCCUGCACUAAAGCUUAUCAUAAGGUAAGGAUCCUCAGUGAUUGAUGACAUUGCCAGUAACAGGUCCUGGGUUCAAUUCCUGGCAUCUUCAGUUAAAAUAAUCAGAUAGCAGGUAAUGUGGAAUAGCUUUCUCUGCCAGUGACCCUGGAGUGAUGCAGCCAGUCAAGAGUAGACCAUCCUCAGCAGAUAAAGCAGCUUCAUGCAUGUAUCAUAGCACACUUUAGACAUUGAUGAGGCUCCAAAAUACCCAACCAAGCUCCAGACCAUAGGCCUACUUAGAGUGGACCCAUUGAAAUCAAAGGACCUCAAUUAGUCAUGUUCAUUGAUUUCAGUGGGUCUAUUCUGGGUAGGAUGUUUGCUCUUAGUUUUUCAUGUAGACGUAGAGCAGAAGCGGCACACUGUUUGAGGGCUGGUAGUAGUCUGGCACAUGUGUUUAUAACAUCGCAGUAUUGGUUUCUGUCUAGACUGGGCUGCUGAUGCCAGUAAGGCCACCUCUUGGGUGAAUGUUGUUGUUUAGUCAUUUAGUCGUGUCCGACUCUUUGUGAUCCCAUGGACCAGAGCAUGCCAGGCACUCCUGUCUUCCACUGCCCCCCUCAGUUUGGUCAAACUCAUGCUCGUAGCUUCGCGAACACUGUCCAACCAUCUCGUCCUCUUCGUCCCCUUCUCCUUGUGUCCUCCAUCUUUCCCAACAUCAGGGUCUUUUCCAGGGUGAAUAGGAGCUGUGAUAAGACAGAGACAGGAUUGUCUUUGGUGUCGUUUGCCCUCCGCAUGGAAGAAAUGAGAGUCUGUGCCUACGACCCAGGCUGCAUAGCUUUUGUUUUUAUAAAACAAGCAUGUCAACUAAGCACCUCUUGUGAGUGAGUGGUAGGCUGGAGGGCAAAUGUCCUCCUACCCGGUUUGAUGGUGGGCCCCCAUGCCAGUCAUUGCUUAGACAAAAAGCAUCCUGGUUUUUGCCCCCCCCCCCACUCCCUUGAUUGUUACAAAGAGACUGGUCAAUCUCCAUAGCUGGUCAAUUAAAAAAACCCCAUAACCUAUUAGCAAUCAUGACCUGUUGCUACUAGCUAAUGUUUCUAGCAUUUUUACUGAAAUGUUUUACAGUCUUUAUUUCCACAACCAUUCUCUAGCCUAAGAGGUAAGCAUGUACUGGCUGGGGCUGAUAGGAGUUGUAGUUCAGAACAUUUGGAAGGCACCAGGUUGGGAAAGGAUAGCCUAGGCCUUUGCCUGAAGUCCCAGGUGGUAUCCAGGACAGUGGAGCAGGCCUCUGAAACAUGCUUCAGCUCCUCUGCUGCACACCUUUCCCCAGUCUGUGCUUGAAGCUUCAUCUCAGCAGAGGCUGCUCCCAAGGUCUUGCUGCUUCUCUCCGGCAGCUGUGGGUUGCAGUAAACCCUGGCCAUCAGCCUCAAGUGCCUUGUUCACUGACAGACCAUGCAGUAGCCCUUUCCAUUCAUCCAGUCCCACUGACUCUAGGUCUCUCCGAUUUGGUGUGUGUUCCGUUGUGCCCUGUUAGAGAUCACUAGCAUAGUGCUGUUCAGAUGCUGGACUCCCACCAAACCCAGCCAGCAUGGCUAGUGGUCAGGAAUUACAGAAGUUGUAGUCCAACAAUCCCUGGAAGGCCACAAACGCCCCAUUCCUACUCUUGGACCAGAAGCAGCUGGAAGUAUGAGUGUUUUAUCAGCUGCGGCAGCACACCUGCUACAGGUAGAUGUUGACACAAAAUGGUUUCCUGGUGGUGGUGGGUUUCCUUGCCAUUCUGAGCUGUUCAGUGCUGCUCAGCUGCAGCCUUUGCUGGCCCUGUGAAUGUUUGUUUGCUGUUGGUUUCUAAGAUCGUGGCUUAUCAGUGGGCUUAUCGGCGGGCUUCCCCGUCUAUGAGGGAUUAUAGUCUCUCUCUCUAAAUGUAGCUCAGGGAGGUGACUGGCAGCUCAUACUCCUGGGUUUUCUCAGAACUCCACUUCAGUCUGCUAAAGGGAUUAGUGCCCUGAAGUCUGUCUGGCACUAAUCCUUUUAAUAUGCUAACUGCAAACAAAUGAGCACCUGGUGGUGUCCUCUGCCCCCACCCCCAUCAUGAGCAUGGCUACCCAGAAUGCCCUGGGGUUUCCACAACUGGAAACAUCCACAUCCUAGUUGAAAGUGUCCAUGCUGCAGAAAGGGAAUGGCCAUCUCUGCACAUGGGCUCAUUUUGGCGCAGCUGCAUUGAUCAAAAGCUCACUUGCUUUGCCCUGGACUUGGAAACGGCAAAGAAAAAGGCCCCUGAUUUGGUCUCAAGGUGCUGUGUUUCCCCUCUUCUGCCCUGCACUCAGCAGGUUCACUGGAUGUCAGGAUGGCGGCAUCAAACCUGGAGAACCAGCUGCACAGCGCCCAGAAGAACCUGCUCUUCCUCCAGCGGCAACACGCAGACACCCUCAAGGGGCUGCAUGCUGAGAUUCGGCGGCUACAGCAGCACUGCACAGGUAAUGUGGCCCAAGCCACCUUUGCUUCCAAGCAGCUUCCCUUUGUUCUGCUUGGGGCAUCUCUGCUCUUGUCCUCUGCUUCUCUCCAAUGUCCGUCCCCUCUUCAAUGCUGUCCCCACAUUGCUUCAUACUGGAAAGGCAAGCUUGGUACUUCUUCUGGAUGCUUUGUGUAUAUUAUCUUGGGAAUCCUUACAACAGUUCUGGAAGAUGGGCCAGUACCUUUUGAUAGCAGCACCUGGGGUUUAGGACUUUCUCCCCAAAGAGCUCUGUGUGUCUACCUCACUGCUUGCCUUUGGUAUGCAUCUAAACCUGGCUUCCCAGGGAAGACUCUCAGCUGAUUCAGAGUGACCUAAAGAGUUUUGGUAAGACAACUAGUCAUAUUAGAGUAGACACACCAAAGUCAAUAGACUGAAGUACAUUAACUCCAAUGGGUCUGCCCUUGAGUAGGAUGGUUUGUUCAAUUUUUGUUUUGUUUUGUAACCCACCUUUUGUGGCGGGGCAGGAAUGUUUGACAUAAAGAUCCUGCUGCAAUUGAUCACCCAGUUCUGUGAGCCGCAAGACUUUGAAUGCUUUGUGAAAAUGUUCUGUUUAUGAGUUUUGCACAUGGGCAAGUUUUCUCCAGCUUUCCUAACUCUGCAUGUUUUUCAGAUCUGACGUACGAGUUGACUCUCAAAAGCUCAGACUCAACAGGUGAGUGGUCUCAACCAUCUUCUAUUUAGAGGGUGUGGAAAGUGCUGGCAAUGACAAGGAGAGAAUCUUGAGCACUUUCUAGACACCUUGGAGUGUUGCAUUGAAGUUGUUUUGCAAAGAAGUUCGAUUGAACUCUCUAGGCCAGGAGUUUGUGGAACUUUCUUACACUGAAGCCCUCCUUCCAUCAGGGAGAACCAACGUCAAGGCUGAUCAAGACAAGGAGUGGAUGGUGUUGCACUGUAGGUUGCAUCCAUGCUGACUUGUGACAACUAGCAAUGUUGUCUCAGCUUCUGGUUGUGCUAAUUCACUUCCCAGCAUUUACUUGAAUGUCAGUGUUGGCAGAAGUGCUCCCAUAAUCUCCCCAAAACAGGCUGGUUCAAAUUGCAUCUCCCUCUUCACAGAUUUGAUUUUCAUAGAAUCACAGAGUCAUAGCGUUGGAAAUGACCACAAGGGUCAUCUAGUCCAACCAACUGCAAUGCAGGAAUAUUUUGUCCAACAUGGACUUGAACCCACAACCUUGAGAUUAGGAAUCUCCCAGGUAGCUUUUGGGGGGGGAAAUGGACUGUAUAAGCAUAGGUUGCCAGCGUUUGAAACUCCCAUUCUUCCAGGUAAAACAGGGAGUUUCAUUAGCGCAAGUAGUUUCUGAGCUCUGGGAGCAGUACUGCGCCUAAGAUUUCAAAUUAAAACUGCAGUGGAAGGAGUGGAGAAUCUUUUUCGGCAUCCCCACUUCUAGCUACACUCUGAAGACUGGAGAAGAGACCCUCUUAAGAAUAUUAGGGGCGUGGGCUGUGCGAUAAAUUCCCAUACCAUUGAAUACUGGUAUUAAAAUAACAUUGUGAUAAGUAUUUCAACAAGGUGUGAACAAAAGGUUGAGACUUGACAGCUUCCCAGGGGGUAGCUCAGCUGGACGGAUACUUUACAGAUACUUUGCAGGCUUUGUUUGCUCUUUCCCUCCUUCACCAGUAUGUUUCUUAUUGCUGAGAAAUAAGGAUAGAAGCCCUCAGCUGCAGCCAGUUUUAACCCAUUGCAAGCACACAAACCAAGUCUUUCAGCAGAACUUUCUGCUCUCACCCUCAAAUCUCUCAAGAACUCAGCUAAUUAUGCAGAGCCAGCUAACAAUUCAGGAGGGACCCCCCCAUGGCUAGCAAUCAGGCAAAGUAAACGUAAACAAAAAACUCAGAAAGCCUUCCUUCCUUUCUUUCUUUCUUUCUUUCUUUCUUUCUUUCUUUCUUUCUUUCUUUCUUUCCUCAGUGGAAAAAAGGAAGUGUUUUAAAACACCCCCCCUCAAUAGCUUUCUUCCAUAUUUAAAAGGAAGGAAGGUUGGUUGGUUGGUUGGUUGGUUGGUUGGUUGGUUGGUUAUUUAUUUAUUUAUUUAUUUAUUUGAGAGGGGACUUCUGUGUCAGGGGAAAUGGAGGGGAGAAGGUUUAACUGGUUACCUUCUGCUGAAAUGGGAGGUUGGGUACUGUGAGAAUGGUGUGGAGCUCUCUGAGAUUCUGCUAUUAAAGUUCAGUGAUUCUCAUGCCUUGAAGAAUUUGGGAGCAGAGCAAACACUUCAGCCACUUUCUUCCAAGAAAUGAUUAGAAUUUCCUUACUGUUCCAAUGUUGUGGAGCUGCUUUUGCUCUGGCUUCUUACCUUAAUCACCUUUAUGGCAGGAAAGCAUGUUUCUUAGUGAGUUUGCUUGACUGUACAUGGUGUAAAACUCUUUGCCUGCCUGCUCUUUCAGAAAGUGGGACUUCAAGAAGUGAAGAACUCAAACGGAAGUGUGAAGAACUUGAGGCCCAGCUGAAAGUGAAAGAGGCUGAAAACAAUGAGCUAUUAAAGGAACUGGAGCAAAAGAAUGCAAUGAUAAUGGUGCUUGAGAACACCAUCAAGGAGAGGGAAAAGAAGUAUUUAGAAGAACUGAAAAUGAAAAGCCAUAAGCUGAACAUGCUGUCGAGUGAACUGGAGCAGCGCGCCAGCACGAUUGCGUACCUCACCUCACAGCUGCACGCAACCAAGAAGAAGCUCAUGAGUUCAAGUGGGACUUCUGACAGCUCUCCAUCCGGGAGCCCAGUGCUGUCCAGCUACAAACCAGCCCCUCCCAAAGAUAAGCUCCCAGAGACUCCGCGGCGCAGAAUGAAGAAAAGCUUGUCCACCCCCCUCAACCCGGAAUUUGAAGAGGCCUACAGAUUAGGAUCGGAUAGCCGCAAACUGCUGUUACGGGAGCCUGUUGAUGCUAUGCCUGAUCCCACUCCCUUCUUACUGGCAAGGGAAACUGCCGAGAUCCACCUUAUCAAAGAGAGGCCUUUAGUCAUUCCACCGAUUCCUUCGGAACGCACCUCUGCUGAGCCACACAGCCCAGCCCGGGAGAAGCAGCACAAGGCUCACGUUGGUGUGGCACACCGAAUCCACCACGUUGCUUCACCCCAGGCGCAGCCAGAGGUUGAGACACUAGCAGUGGAUCAGGUGAAUGGGAGCAAAGUGGUCCGAAAACAUUCAGGGACAGAUAGAACUGUUUAAGCAUACUGUCUGGAGGUGACUCUCUUAUGCACUGUGAUCACAAAUAGGGUUAAUCGCAUCUGCAGUCACUCCCCCCCCCCUUCAAAUCCAUAUGCAUGCCAAACUCUUUCCAUCACUAGAAUAACCUCCUCCAAUGGAUUCCCCAAUAUGACUAUCUACUUAAUGAAACGCUGUGGCCAAACUCAGGUGUCUGCCUGACUGCUUGCUUCCAACGCUCCUUCCUUUAUUCUAAGCGCACUUGUGGGCAAAUGCCCAGGCAAACCAGUCUGCAUUAUUAAUCAAUAGUAAUGACAGAGUCUGAUAGCCUCCUAAUGAUAGCCCUGCAGCACUGUGUAUUGGCUGUUAAUGGUUAAAGCCUUCCAUGUAUGUAUCACUUCACACAGUCAUGACAAAUCCUUCUUUUGGGGGAGGGGCAGCGCUGACCACCAGUGUGAGAAGAAAAAGAACAGCUGAGUGACCCCUCCUACCUCCAUCACAUGGUCUUGAUCACAGUGUUCGUAUUUUCUGUUACGUUUUUAUCUACAGCUACUAAAAUCCCAACAAACUCUAUUUUAUUAACCCUGGCUGAUCUUGUUUUGUGUCCUUUGUUCAAUAUUUGGAAUAGUUUUCCACAAUUACAACUGGCUGUUUCCUUUUGGGGCAGGGGAAAGAAAGGGGAAACCUACAAACACAGUGUAGGUUUUAUGGUUUCUGCUUCGUAGCGAGAGUAAAGCUGUGCAUCUUUUAAACUUUGGAGAUGCAAUGUACUCCUGCAGGCCAGGCUUUUCUUCCUGCCCGUGUGCCUGCCAGAUGGAAACUUGUACAACUUGAGCAGUUUGCAUAGCUGACAUGUGGAGGAAGAGGUCCUUACCUUUUCUAUGGAAGAUUCCUCCAGUUUUGGUUGUGCACAAUCAGAAAUGCAGCUUGCUGCUUUACAGCCGUAACAAGAAAGACUCAUUUUUCAAUCUUAUGAUGACUGUAUCUUUGCUGACAGAGGAAAGCCUAUCAUUUUAGAAUUUCCACCCCCUAUUUAAGUUUAUAAAAUAAUCACAAGUUUAUUUUGUGGGGGUGGGGUUAUGAAAUUUGUUUUACAUUUUAAUCUUAAUGGUAAAAAGUCACCUCCUGGAAAGUUUAAUCAAAGCACAGAGCAGAAGCACCAGUUUCUGGUGGUUGUGUUUUUUUAGGCUACUCAGCCAGAAGCCUAAAACUAACUUCUUAAACUAUAUGGCAAAGAUGGAAAGUUACAGCUGGUAUCAGCAAAUAACAUUUUCAAAAUGUUCCACAUUUAAAAUGUGCCUUUAACUGAAAAUCUAGCCCUUACGAUACAAAUGGUGAACCUGUGACCCUCCAGAUGCUAUGGACAACAGCUUCCCUUUGGCUUCAGCCAACAUAGCCAGUGGUGGAGGAUGAUGGGAGUUAUAGUCCAGCACCAUCUAAAGAGCCACAAGUUCCCCAUCCCUGCCUUAUGCUAACCUUAUGCUAAAAGUGCUUAUUACUUCAUCUUAGGACAGCAUAGCACUACUGCUAAAUGGAGCUAGUUUCAAAAACAGGGAAAUUUUUGAAAUGACCAAUUCCUCCUCCUCUUCCAAAAUCUAUUUCUUAAACUCUGUUUCAGAUUGAUAUUUUGCACACACCCCUAGAAAAAUCUGAAAAGAAAUACAGUGGUACCUCUGCUUACGUACUUAAUUUGUUCCCGAGGUCUGUUCUUAACCUGAAACUGUUCUUAACCUGAAGCACCACUUUAGCUAAUGGGGCCUCCCGCUGCUGCCGUGCCGCUGUGGCACGAUUUCUGUUCCCAUCCUGAAGUGAAGUUCUUAAUCCGAGGUAAUAUUUCUGGGUUAGCGGAGUCUGUAACCUGACGCAUAUGUAACCCGAGGUACCAUUGUAUUUGCAAUGGGAACUCCUGCAUGUGCCACUGUCUACUCUCACCCAAUAGAUUUCCUACUGUGCCCAUGCAUCUAGAGGGCUUCAUUUCCGGAGAAAGCUGCACAUGCAUCUUAGAGCUCUGCAACUGCAGCAGCCCCUUAGUCUAUGUUCCUCACUACCAACCCUUUAUCAAAGUGCCCUGUAAUAUCUGCCAGCCCCCUUUUCCUACGCUAUAUUUGUGUUGCUUUUCUGGAAGAAUUUGACCCAUAUGUUUGCUUUUGAUAUUCCUUUUCAUGUUGGGAUUUUUCUUUUUAGUAAACAUUAAAGCUCUUCCUGGAGAAUGUUAAAGGAAGCAUAUACUUUUGACAAGAUACCACUGGUUUGGAUCCCUUACUUACCUAUAUCUCCCAGUUAUUCAUGUGCCCAAUGCUGAUGACAAGCAUCCAUUCUAAGAUGCUGAGAAAAGUACACUGUGAAAUUAAAAAUUGGGCUUAACGUUUCUUAC